UAUUUCCCCCACCUAGAUUUUUGGUGCAUGACGAAAAUAGGGAGAAUCGAGGGAGUAUGCAGGUGUGAGUAUUCCCGCGCAUGACAUAAGGAAGGAGGGAGAUAUCAGACUGAAGAACGACGAGGAGGAGGAGGAAGAGGAGAGAUGAAUAGACGGAGGAGAGCUCCAUCCUGACAGGCUGUGUCCGUUCUCAUUUAUUUCUCCCUCCGCCGGAGAGCGAGGGAUGUCCACGUCCACGUCCCGGGGCAGUCUCAUCUCGGAUGAUGUGAAUGGACGUCGAAGGGUGGCCAAGGGCCACCACAUCUUCCACUCAUUCUUGAAUCCCAUUUUCGUCUUCAGGCUCCUUCUUGCUUUCCUCCUCCUCUCCCUCGUCUCCAUCCUUGCCCUCGGCUAUUACGUCUCCACUGGACGCCAUUACUAUGCAACGAUCCCGUUGUCACGUCCAGUGGUGAAUGUGCCGUGUGCGUGGCCACAGACCCGAGGACAAGGACCGAUGUGGGACUAUGGGAAGUACUUGCCUGCAGUACACGAAGGGAAGGCCCAAUUGAGGCUAGACCCAAGGGCUCUUCUUUUUGUCACCACCACUCAUUCCAGCCUGGGAAAGAGUCUCGCCGAGUGGCUGGUCGCCAAUCGGAUCAGGUACAAGUUGGAGGUAGCAGGGAAGUCCCUGCCAGUGCUGACCAAUGAAGGGAAGGGGAAGUUUGGGGUGAUCAUAUUUGAGAACUUCUAUCAAUACCUCCACAUGGAUUCCUGGCAUCGAGGGAUCUUGGACAAGUAUUGUCGGGAGUAUCAAGUUGGAGUCCUGGGGUUUCUGGCUCCCCAGGGGGAAAAUGUCUUCUCAAGUUCCCUUCCAGGAUUCCCGCUCUCCGUUGAACUCUAUUCUCAUGUUUUGAGAGCCGAGUUGAAUCCUGAGUCAAGAGUUUUGCGCAUCACUCGUCCAGGAGAUGUGGUUUCUCCUCUGGGAACUGUUCAAAAAUGGGUUACUUUCCGUAGCAAUCACUCCACAUAUAAGCCAGUGGAAUGGGUUCACGUUCCUCUAGAACCCCUCAUUCCAUUUGAUCAGGCAAAAAGCAUAUCAGACCCUCCUCCUGUGCCUCGCAGUGAACAGAAGAUCUCUGUCCUCUUGGAUGAAGGCCAGUAUGAUGGAAUCCCAAGGAUCUUGUUUGGUGCUGGACUGGGAUUUUGGUUGCACCACCUUCUCCUUCUUGAUGGAAUGUCAUAUCUGAGUCAUGGCAGACUCUCUGAUUCCCUAACCCGAUACCUCCUUGUUGAUAUUGACGACAUCUUUGUCGGAAAGAGUGGGUUCCGUCUCAUACCCCCUGAUGUCCUGGAACUUGUGGAAGCUCAAAGGCGGUUGCAAUCUCUGGUGCCAGGAUUCAGGUUCAACCUAGGUUUUUCAGGAGGCUUUCAUCAUCGAGGAACUCCAUAUGAAGAUGAAGCAGAAGAUCUGCUCCUAUACUACAAGGACGAAUUUUGGUGGUUCCCGCACAUGUGGACUCAUAUGCAACCACACUCAGUCGACAAUAUUACUGCCCUGGAGGCUCAUAUGGUCUUCAAUAAGCAAUUUGCUGUGGAGCAAGGAUUACCAAUGAAUGGGAGCUAUGCAAUAGCUCCCCAUCACUCAGGAGUCUACCCUGUUCAUGAACCAUUGUAUGAAGCUUGGAAGAGCGUUUGGGGAGUGGAAGUGACAGCCACAGAAGAAUAUCCUCACCUCCGACCUCCUCGUCUCCGCCGUGGCUUCAUCCACAAUGGCAUCAAGGUGCUCCCUCGACAGACAUGUGGCCUCUAUACCCACACUAAUCUUUAUGAGGAGUUUCCAGGAGGAAAAGAAAAGCUGGAGGAGAGUAUUCGAGGAGGCGAGCUCUUCUUGACUCUAGUCUCAAACAGGGUGAACGUGUUUAUGACACACAUGAGCAACUAUGCCCUGGACCGAUUGGGGAGCUAUGUGUUUGAAUCUGCAGUCCAGUUUUUGCGAUGCUGGACCAACCUCCGAUUGGAGACACGGCCACCUCUUCAGUUGGCAGACAUCUACUUUGAUCUGUACCCAGAAGAACAAGAUCCAAUUUGGGGGAAUCCGUGUCAAGACAAGCGGCACUUGGAGAUCUGGAGCAAGAAUAAGUCUUGUGAACGCCUGCCCAAUUUUCUGAUAAUUGGACCACAGAAAACAGGCACAACUGCUCUUUAUUCCUUUCUCUCCAUCCAUCCUGCCAUCUCAAGCAAUAGGGACUCUCCUGAGACAUUUGAAGAGCUUCAAUUCUUCAGUGGCAAGAAUUACCAGAAAGGCAUUGAUUGGUACAUGAGCUUUUUCCCUCCACCAGCAAAUGAUAAUGAAACAAGAUACUUAUUUGAGAAGUCAGCCAACUACUUUGAUGGGACACUUGUACCCCAGCGUGUACAUGCUCUCCUUCCAUCAGCUCACCUCAUCACCAUUCUCAUCCCUCCAUCCAAGCGAGCAUACUCUUGGUAUCAUCACCAAAGGGUUCACAAUGACAAGGCAGCUCUGGAAUUCUCAUUUCACGAGGUGAUCACUGCAAAUCCACGACAUGCCCCUCGUGCUCUCCGAGAACUCCACAAUCGGAUACUUCAGCCUGGGAUGUAUGCCCAUCACUUGGAGCGAUGGCUGGCCCUCUUUCCUCCUCAACAGCUGCAUUUGGUUGAUGGAGAACGACUCAAGUCUGACCCGAUCCUGGUACUCAAUCAACUGCAAACAGAGCUUAAGAUCAGACCCUUCUUUGACUAUGCAAACCAUCUCAAGUAUGUGGAUCAGAAAGGUUUCUACUGUCAGGUGGAUUCACUGAACAAGACAAAAUGCCUGGGACAAGGAAAAGGCAGAAAUUACCCACCCAUGGAGUCUGCAUCUCUCAAAUUUCUCAGAGAAUACUACCAGCCAGAAAACACAGCUCUGGAGAAGCUCUUCAAACGGUUGGGAUACCCAAUUCCAUCAUGGCUGGAAGAAGAACUUGGAACAGAAUCUCAAAAUAAUCCUCAGAUCCCUGCAGAAGAGAUUUCCAACAAUGUCUCUUCUCAUUGGGAAAAUCCUGGAUCCCAGUGAUGGUUGUCCUUGUCAGCAGAAUCAGAAAUGUCCUUCAUGGUGAGAUGUGAAAAUUGGGGUGCAGUAUGCAAGUAGAUCUGCACUAUAAUCAAGAGUUAGGUACCAGUAAGUGACUUGAGGAAAUGAAAUCAGGCCAACCAAUUGGUAAAUAUGGGCUAUUUAUCAGGGAAUGUAGCAGUGUGCCUUCAUUUCAGAACACUUUCUGACUCAUCAACUCACCCUCUGGCUAACAUUCUUGAUCUGGAUUAAUUCAAAUUCAAUAGAAAUAAGUAGCCAUAUGGAGAUGCAUGCCAAUGACUAGCAAUAUGAUCAAGAAGCGUUGGGAGUGUCUCCUUGCGGUUUCUUGGGAUUUUUUCUAUUCUGUGACUAGUUUGCCUGCUCCUUCUGUUCUUUUUUGGGCCAGUAGUGCAAAGCAAUAUGUUGUAAAAUAGGCUUUGUAUUUAUUACAGUUGAGGAUGCUGUGCAUGCCCCUUGUUGACAUGAAUAUCAUUCUUGCCAUCCACAUCUGCCUGGGUUCAAGGUGGCCUACAAUGCACUCUCAGCAUGUUAAAUUCCAAAUCUGGGAUUUGUUUUGUCUUCCUCUUCUCAAUCCUCAUUGGAUUUGAUGUUUACAUUGUAAAUCUCAUCCAUGUGCUGUCAAGAGACCUGAUAAGUACAGGAUCUCAGAAGUAUAGGUACAGUGUGACAUGGUUCCAGUUAUUGCAUCUAUCAUGACCAUGAACCCAGUUAGGAUCUCUGUGAUGCUUGCAUUUCUUGCCUGCGUUUUAGCAGACACCUAACACAUGUGCCUCUGUGCCAUCACCUCCAUUUAUUUUUACUGCAACUUUGUAUUCCUUGUCACUAGAGAGCAGGUCCAUCCCAAAGAAACUGGUGCCAAAAUAUGCUCAUUUCUCCUCAUUGUUUUGACAGUGACAUUUCAGUAUUUCACAUACUGACUGAUAAAAUUUAAAUCACAAAGUGGAAAAUAUGAUUGAGGUAAAUUGUCUCAAUCCAGAAUUAUUUUUUUUGCAUAGCAAGAGAAGUACACAUUACACAUUUGAUGCUCCAUUAAUGUUUUUAGAUCAUAACCUAUCACAUCCCAUAACCAUAGGUCUUUGCAUCAUUCCAUCUUUGCAUAACAAUAAUAUUGGUGCAAAAGGACAAAUUACAAAGAAAUUACUCCUUGUGUGAAGAGUCACAUGUCUUCAUGAAGUACUAGCUUAAAUAGAAAUAUGAGCUGGUGUAAUGCAAUUUGCAUCACACCAGUACAUGGAUUUCACACUACCAUCUUCAAAGUUGUAAGUUGACCAAAAGUAGCUGAUGAAAACCUGUCUUGAUAUUGCAUAUGCAGUGAAGACUUAGUUGGUUAUCUUCAUUCCUAUUCAAAGAGAGGGCAUGAAAUCUUUAUCUUAGAGCAUUUUGUGGUGAGAUGGACUCUAACACCCAUCAUGUUUUGAUAAUUUGCAAGCCUCUGAGCUCAGGCAGUCAUGUCAUUGUAUGCUGCUCCAACUCGUGACCAAUGCACAAUGAAGUCAUCGAGGCUGUCAGUUGAAUAGUCUCAUUUUAGGUCUCUGAAUUGACUGGGAAUAUAACAAUGGCACUAUUACCUCACUCCAUGAAUUAACAUGCCCUGACAUCAAAUAAGUGUAUGUGAAACAAUUUUCAGCAUCCCUUCAGCUCAUGAUACAAUUUUUUUUUCACCAUAGCUAAACCAGAAAUCCAUGGCUAGCAGUUACAAAAGUAAGAGUGACUGUUAUGAUUGUUUAGUGCUUGCUUUAGCCAUCACCACUGCAUUAUGCAUUGCAGUUAUUGAUCCAGCCAUUGAUGUUAAACUUUCCUUUCAACUAGAACUUAAUUAGCCCAAUAUUUUUCAACUUGGUUGUUUCAAAAGAAAUCAGCUGUUUUGGCAUUGUUUCUUUAUGGGAUUGAAUUAGUUGACUGUGUCCAUGUUGAGGGGGUUUGCAGCUGCACUCAGUGUGAUACAUUCUAAGACUGCUGUGCCAUUUUUAUUACCACAUUGUGUGUUCGUUUUGUAAUAAAAAGUGCAAUUUACACAAAG
Molecule: messenger RNA, 5090 nt
Organism: Darwinula stevensoni
Lineage: Eukaryota; Metazoa; Arthropoda; Ostracoda; Podocopida; Darwinulidae
Source: the annotation of a GenBank genome assembly